UGUCCCCUCCCCCAUCCGUCGGGCUCUGCUGGUGCUGCCGCUGCCGCUGGUGCUGCCGCUGCGGACCGUCUGGUGUGUGAGAGCCGGAGCCCGAGCCCGAGCCCGAGCCCCGCGCCCAGGCCCCGCAGCGCGCAGCCGCCACGGACACCGGCCGAGGGACCGGGCACACCGCCGCCGCCGAGGGAGACCAGGGCAUCGCCGCCGCAGCCGCCGCCACCUUCUCUCGCUGCUACCCUCUGGGUCUUCAGUCUUCCACAAUGAACCCUGUUUACAGCCCCGUCCAACCUGGGGCUCCCUAUGGCAACCCCAAGACCAUGGCCUACACAGGUUACCCUACUGGUUACCCAACAGCUGCCCCAACCUACAACCCCAGCUUAUAUCCAACCAAUAGCCCAAGCUAUGCUCCAGAGUUUCAGUUCCUGCAUUCAGCUUAUGCCACGCUGCUGAUGAAACAGGCCUGGCCCCAGACCUCAUCGUCCUGUGCCACUGAAGGUACCUUCCACCUCCCGGUGGACACUGGGACCGAGAACCGAACUUACCAAGCUUCGUCGGCGGCUUUCAGAUACACAGCAGGAACACCCUACAAGGUCCCACCCACCCAGAGUAACAGUGCACCACCUCCCUACUCUCCAUCACCUAAUCCUUACCAAACGGCUAUGUACCCUAUUCGAAGUGCCUAUCCUCAGCAGAACCUGUAUGCCCAGGGAGCUUAUUAUACACAGCCUGUGUAUGCCGCCCAACCCCAUGUUAUCCACCACACCACUGUUGUCCAGCCCAACAGCAUUCCAUCAGCCAUCUACCCAGCACCUGUGGCUGCUCCCAGGACCAAUGGGGUAGCAAUGGGCAUGGUUGCUGGAACCACCAUGGCUAUGUCAGCAGGUACCCUGUUAACUACACCACAACACACUGCAAUCGGAGCCCACCCUGUCUCCGUGCCAACAUACCGGGCCCAAGGGACCCCCACGUACAGCUAUGUACCUCCACACUGGUAAACUUCAGCAGCCAAUUCACAUUGGGAGUCAGACAUGGUAUGCAACAACUCAAGUCUUACACCCGGUGCUGGCAUGAUUCCAGACCAGCGCCAUGCCCGUCUGCAAGAACAACAACCACUGAAAAGUGCCAGGGUCACUUUAUGCAUCCUUUAGUGUUUGGGGUUUUUCUUUUUUUUGGGGAAAAAGCUGCGUUUUCUGAUCUUCUCCCUCCUCCCUGGCCCCUUCCUGCCAGCCCACUCCCCGCCACAUCCCCCAAAUGACAACCCUCACUCUGACCCUGGCCAGUGGUCACAGUCUCUUUAGUCUUCUCAUUUCUAGGCCCAAGCAUUCAGUUUCGGGUGGCAUGCCCCCACUGGUGUUUUGUUUUGAGUUGUUCAGCCAGUUCAGCCAGUGACUGGGUUUGUUUGUUUGUUUGUUGGAGGGAAUGACGCGUGGUAUGGCAGGUGGUCUUCAUUCUGGUUUGACUUCCUUCUCUUGUUCUUUUGAGGAGGGGAGGGGGUGAGAUCAGUUAUUGACUCUUCCAUACCAUGAUACAAAUGAAACUCGCGUCUUCCAGAGAGCCGUCAUGACCGAUCAUAAUCCAUCAUCCAAAGCCAGCCCAUCAAUAGGAAUCCAAAACUCAUGGGAAUGUUAGCAAUGGGACACAUUAGUUUUAGAACAUAGGAAGGCUUUGGAUUUGCUCCUCAUCAGAGGUCGGGCUGCUUUUUUAAAAGAGGGGGAGGGGGAGGGUGGGGGGAGGGGAAAGAAAUGGUCUUGGAGGCCAAGGGAUGGAAAGAAGGGAGGAACUGGCACAGGAUUUGCAACUUUGUUGUAAGAGGUCUCAGUUCUGGACCUUCUAAGUAUUAGACCUUCUUGGUUCUCGAGGACACCAGACCUCCCAAGUACUGAACUAUCUGGGUGUCGGGCCUUCUGAUUGCACUGUGUCAUAACCAAGCAGUUCCUCUGAGGGCAGCUGAUGCCUACAACAGCCCCAGAUGGGACAGGUGAAUAGAAAAGAAACACAGGGAUCUCAAGUCAUGCAUCAGAAUGUCUGUCUUCCAAGGCCAGCUCUUUCCUAGGUGGUAGAUGAAGUUGCCAGGCCAAGCACCCAAAGAGAGCGCAGGAAGUCCAUCACCCUGAGUUGACCUCCCUGCAGGAGGAGGAGCAAGAAUUGGUGGGGCAUGGGAUCUGUUCUCGAGAUAGGUGUGGUAGCAUCCUGUGAUGGAGACCACAGUACCGCCACCACCUCUUGUCAGGACGCACUCUGGCCUGUCGGGGCAGGCACCGCCAAGCAGACUAGGACCAGAGCACUGCAAGUCCUUGCUGCCUAGCACCAGGUCCCAGAUGCUGCUAACACUAUUUUGUUCAUUGAAGAAGUUAUUGAGUAACAUUUGAGGUGCUUCUAGGGAGAGAACUGUGGGGGCAGUAAGGAAAAUAGGGUGAAAUUGGGAUCAUGGAGCAAUAGCAAUAAACAUUUCAUAAACUCAUGGAGCUGGAAGGGGCCCUUUUGUCCAACCCCUUCCUUUUACAGAUGAGGGAACCCAGACCCAGAGAGGGGAUUUGACUUGCCCCAGGUCACACAGCAAGUGAAGCCACCUGGAGAAGGGGCAGAUGGUGUGAGGGCUGGGCGGCAGGUGGGCAUAAAGCAAUAAAGACCUACAAGCAGAGGGAGGAGGACACAGCAGAGGAGGAAGCACCCUUUGUAAAUAACACUGAAGGUACAUGGCAGCUCACACUCGUGAAGGCCAAGGAAAGGAAUGGAGCAGAGCUCCCAGGCGGGCCAGAGAAUUGCGGUACCUCAGCAUAGACUCCAGCGUCCCUUCAGGCUGGGGUAAGGAGACACAAUGUGGGUUGUACUCAGAGGAGGGGACGAGCUGAGAAGGGAGAUGACCACCUGAGGUCCCCAGGCCCAUCCUGAGACAGACUUCUGAAAAAUCUCACAGGUUGGGACCACUUAGCUGCUGUCCAAAGCUUGAGAAAAGGUCAGUCCAUCCACUGUCCUUUAUUGUUUGGGGUGGGAGGGGGAACUCUUGGUUUCUUCCCAGGGCCAUUGGAUGAAAUGGAAUUGUAACAAGAUCCUCAUACUGCUUAAAACUGGGGUUUCAGUAAAUAUUCAGUGGUGAUUCAACAGACAUUAAGCACCUACUGUUUGUGGGGGCUUUGGUGAUCAGUGUUGUAGAAGGGAACCAAGGGAAUGGAAAGAUGAACAAAAUAGGAGUGCACAUUUUAUUCCAUACUUUAAACAAUGACUUUGCUUAGAAAAUUAAACCAACCAAAAUAGAUUGAAAGCUGGAAGGGUACUUGGGUCCCCGUCUACUUGGAGCCUCAUCACAAAGGUCACCCCAAUACCUGACAGAAAAGCACCAGUCAUGAUUAUUAGUUACUGUUCAGUCCUUCAGUGAUGCAGUGAUUUACGUGGCAUGUAGGCUAUAACCCUUCUACACUUUUCCAUCUAGUGGGAUUCUUGGCUUUGUCCUUCUCUGAUGUCUCCAGAGAAGAUCCACCUGCCACACUGGAAACUCCCUUUGCCCCCUUUCAUAUUUCUUGUGUCCUCACUCUUGCUAUAUGGGGGCGGGGGGAAGGUCAUGUAUCAAAAGUGGUUUUAAAAACAGAAGGGAAAAAAGAACCUUCAGAAAUCUCUCUCUCUCUCUCUCUCACACACACACACACACACACACACACACACACACACACACACACACACACACACACAGUGGUGUUUUGGGCUAUACCUCAAUUUGUUUUUUAAAGAAUACCUGUACCACAGUGUUAACCUACUUAGUUUUACAAAGACACCCACCUGGUUUUUUGUUUCAUAGGUCUGAUUUAUGGAUCUCUGACUUUACCUUAAAUAAUUCUUGGAUGGAUCUAUGAUCUCAUCAGUAUUGAUAACCCCUUCCAGGUCUUAUCCCCUACAGUUCUUGGCUGUGUCUUUCUGUACAUUUUCCAUAGUGAUUCUGCCCAAGACAAUGAAGGACUUCCUCCAGUUCUUUUAAUAUUUUUUGGAUACCAGUGGAUGUCACACACAUGUUAUAAAAGUACCACAAAAUCAAGAACAAAAAAAAAGAUGCCUCCCAUGUUUAUAGCAUCAUAUGCAAUUUUCCAAGUACUUUCUCAUCCAUUAUUUCAUUUGACCCUCCCUAAAACUCUAGAAGCAGGAAAGGCGUGAUUACUCCCAUUUCACAGAGGAAGAAGAGGCCCAAAGAAGGGAAAUGACUUGUCCAAAGUCCCACAGAGCCAUACAUUCUGAUACUGCAGUCUCCAGAGUUCCACGCUGCCUCAGUUUCCCCAAAGUCUAUGUGGACAAAAAAUGGGGAAGUGAGAAGGUGAAGGGGUUUCAGAAGUUUCAUGUUUCCAUCAGCGUAGAUGAUAAAAGAAAGGAAGUUAGUUGCUCUUGUAGUUCUGAAAGUUGUGUUGUUUUUGAGGCCUGUAGGGUGUGUCUGUUGGGGUGUUUAUGAUGGAGAAUGCUUAAGAGGGGAUGCCCAGAUUUGUUUAUCUCUCAUGAUUGGAAUAUUUCUCAUCACCAAUACCAAAGGAGCCUGGUAAGUAUUAUUCUGUCCCCUAGCCAGAAGUAGCCAUGCCCUUGGAUUUUGAAACCCUGGGCCUGAUUGAGGACAGAAAAGUCACUGGGGGAGUUCAAGGCCACAGGAAAGGUAGCUCAGGGUUGGCCAAAAAGGACUGGUUUCUGAUUGACCCAGUUGUUAGCCCCUCUGCAUUGAGAUCUUGACUACUUGGAGAGAGAGAGAGAGAGAGAGAGAGAGAGGAGGGAGGGGGAGAGAGUGCAUGCAUGAGAGGAAAGAUGGGAGAGAGGAAGGGAAAGAAUGAGAGGAGAGAAAAGAGAAAGAGAAGGAAAAGGGAGAGGGAGAAAGCACAAGAGAUGGAGCAAGUGUGUCUGGUUGAGCAAUUUGAUGUGAAUAUUGGCAAGAACAAUUAGAAGUGGGGGGUGUUGGGAUGGGAGCACUCCUUUCCCACUGGCAAGAUACUAGCCCUGGUAAAGAUGGUGUCUUUGAGGGACCCCCUUGCUUGGCUGUAUUCUAAGUUUGGGAUAACAAUAAGGAGUCAUGUUUCUAUAGCGUAUUGGUGUUUCCAUGGUGCUUUCUAUGUUAUCUCAUCUGAUCCUUACAGUUCCACAAGAUAGGUAGUACAAGUAGUAGUAUGGUCCCCAUUUUACAGAUGGAAACAGACCAUGAGGGAAAUCAGUUUGCCCAAGGUCACAUAGCUAGUAACUUGACAGAACUAGCACUGGAAACCCAGGCCAGAAACUAAAUUGCCUUGCAGUAUGUUACCACUACCCCUGAGACGCACAUCUGUGUACACACACACACACACACACACACACACACACUCUCUCUCUCUCUCUCUCUCUCUCUCUCUCUCUCUCUCUCUCUCUCUCACUCACUCACUCUAACAAACAUACACACCCAGUCAGGCAAAUGUAUAGGAUGAUGCACUUGAAUAGAAUUCAAGAUUUAAAGCUGGAGGAGGCCUUAGAGACAGAUCUUCUAGAAUCUCAACCUUAUUUGUAUUGUGGACCUCUUGGGCAGCCUACGCAUGGACCCCUGUUCAAAGUCAUGUUUUUAAAUGCAUAAAAUGUAUUUCAAAAACAAACACAAGGGGGGCGGCUAGGUGGCGCAGUGGAUAGAGCACCGGCCCUGGAUUCAGGAGUACCAGAGUUCAAAUCUGGCCUCAGACACUUGACACUUACUAGCUGUGUGACCCUGGGCAAGUCACUUAACCCCCAUUGCCCCGCAAAAACAAAAACAAAAAAACAAAAACAAACACAAGUUAAUGAACCCCAGGUUAAGCAUCCCUGAAAUAAUCCAACCCUUCAAGAAGCAGGCCUUUUGAUUAGAGCACAGAGAAAGGACAACAGGGGCAUUUCAAGUUAGCUGUGGAGGACUUUAAAAGAGUUUAAAAAGAGUUGUCACAUGUCAGAGCUGGAAGGGACUUUGGGUCUAGAGUGUGACAGUCAGAAGGCAGUUUAGAACAGAACAGAAUGUCUGAGCCAGAAUGGGAUCUAAGGCAAUAGAAUGCUAGAAUACAGAAUGUUUAACCCAGGUGUAAGUCAGAAGAAAUUGAGGUUCAAAGAGGGGAGUCACUUGUCCAAGUUCAGAGAGUUGGUAUCUGAGCUGGAACUAAAAUCCAAGUCUCCUGAUUCCUGGUACAGGACUCCUUUCCCUGCCCCACAUUGGGCAUGGGUAGCAGUAGGAGCCAGAGCAGGUGUGUAUAAGGAGAUGUGGCAGAAGCUGGUUGCACCCUCUGGGAGCACCUACAUUUAAAACUAAGUACCCAUGACCAAUGAGGCUUUUUGCUAGAUGCCGGAAGUCCUGAGAUAAGACAGGGUCCCUGCCCUCAUGAAGUUUGCAUUUUGGUGGGGAAAAGCUACAUAGAUAACUCAGAUACCAGGGAGUGUGAGACAAGGCAGAGGGUGACCCCUUUUAGGGAGCUGACAGUUUGAUAUACUGCAGUACAACAAAGUACAGCUCAUUUUCUCCACUGUAGGGAGGCCAUGACAACUUUCUUCUGCCCCAUGCCCAAAAAGGAAAGGAUUACCUUGUUUGGUUCCCCACAGUGGAAGGAAGCCAGAGAGAGAGAGUUAGCAUUUAAAGUAUAGUAUGUCAGAACUGGGAGGGACCUUAGAAAGGACAAUGUCAGAGUUGAGAGGGGCCUUAAAGCUCACCUUUUCCCCACCUAGUUUUAUAGGGGAGAGAUUUUAGUGUGGCAUAAGGAAAAACUUCCUAAUAAUCAGGGGAAUAGGCUACUCUGGAGGUCCGUUCUUAUAGCAAAGGCUAGAAGACCACUUAAUGGAGCUAUUGUUGAGGGAAAAUCUAUUCCAACUUGAGAAUUCCUACUAGCUCUAUGAUUUCCAAAACACUGCAUUGAAACUCUUCAGAUAGCAAACAGUCUUUGAUGGCCAUAAUCCUGAUCUGGGGGUCAGACACUAAACAGGAAAACACUAAGUAUAUUAAAGGGCUUGGCACAAAGAUACCUUCCACCCUAUGGUCCUUUGCUAACAGUGCAGAGGCAAGGGAGCACAGAGGACAUGGUGGCAGGUAGUGGAAAAGAACUCUUCCCCUCAUCUCACCUGAGUUCACGUUUGAGUAGUGGCAAGAGCAUUGACUGUACUUGACAUGAGGAGAUUUGGUUUUGAAUCCCAGCUACGUAACUUGGGUCAAGUUAGCCUGCAUGCCUCAGUUUUAUUCUUUAUGACACAGGAGGGUUGCACUAAAUGAUCUUGGACAUCCUUUCAUCCUGUGUUAACUUAUCCAACUGUCUAGCCCUGUGCUGCCUGGCAUAGUGGAAAGAACACUAGAUUUGGAGUCAGAAGACCUGGCUUUGCAGUCUACCAUGUGACCAUGGUCAAGUCAGGUGCCCUCUCUGGGCCUUUGUUUUUCCCUGUCUGUAAUCUUGGGAUAACAAUUACUUGCACUACUUGCCUCACAGAGUUGUUGUGAGGAAAGCACUUUGUAAACCUCAAAGCAUUCUAGAAAUGGGAGCUGUUAUCGAGAAGGAGGCUGAUCUUCCCAUACCUGGACCUGCUUCUUGAAAUGUAUGAAUGGGUCAUGUAUAACAUAAACACAACCGAUAUUUACUAAACACUGUAAGCAGGGCUCCGGGGUAGGCAUGGGAAAGAUAGAAAGUUUAGCUAAGACGUGAAGGGCCCUUCCCUUCAAGGACCUUCAGUCCUUUAGGUAGCACUGAAAGGGAGGUCGUGGUGGAAACCUAGAAUGACACUAAUUUAAUUAAUUUGAUGCUAAUGCCACUGUCAUAGAGUACAUCAGAUAGCUUUGCUUUCAAGCCCAAACUGUCAUGGAGUCUUGAACCACAUAUCAUCAUGGAAUUGUGACCCCAACCAGUAUUCCAAAUAGUGACCCCAGAAAGGGACCCAUGUAAGUCAAAGCUUUCCUUGAAUUUUAUGACCAGAUAGACAUAACCUCAUAAACUUUCUUUUUCCAUGUAUAACAGAGAAACUCAUUAGUCCAUCCCUAGCCUUAUUUUACCAGCAUUUCCCCAAAGGUUGGAGGAUAGUGGUGGGGAGCCUCGGUCAAUAUGGAUUCAAGACUCCACUACCAGCUGUGUGACCUUAGGGAAGUCAUUCCCCUUCCCUGAGCCUUGCUUAGUUGCUUCAUCUGUGAAAACAGGGUAUUGAAGUAGCUGAUCUAAGGUUCCUUUGAUCCUCUUUAUGAUAGGGUUGGGGUGGGAUAUGGGUACAGAGAUGACUAUUUCUAAAAAUGCCAAAGGCUUUAGGUUGACCAAACAAGAUGAUCUGGAGAAUAGUCAGGGCCAUAUUAGAACUUUUGGUGUGUUUGGCCAUCCCAGUAUUCACAGCUUUGUUGACUUAUCCAGAUAUUUCAUGUACAAUUAGACUCCUAGGAUUUUCCUUAAAGAUCCAGAAGGGACCUUGGAGAUUGUGAUACCCAGCACCAACCCUCUCCCCCCAUUUUAUAGAGGAAAAGACUAGCCCAUAGCAAGUCUGGCUGAAGUUAAGGUUUGAGCCUAAGCCUCUACCUUCCCAGCCAACAAUUUCCCCCUCCAUUCUACCUUACAAAUCAUGGUGUGGCCAGAACCAGAGGUCACAGGCUUUACGACCUUGGGAGGAACCUUUUCCCUCCCAAACAAUAGUUGGUAUCUUCCUCUGUAAGAUGAAGUUUGACUAGAAUGAUCACGAAGGUCUUUUUUUACUCUAAAUUCUAUGUUCUUAUGAGCCUUGCAAGCUUUGGACUUUCUGCAAUACAAAGACUUCUACAGGAAGUGUCAGUGGAACUACAAGUUUUGAUUCUGAGGAGGGAUGCCAAAGCUGGGCCUGCUCAUCUUAGGAAAGUGCCCCUCCCAGUGCCGAGUGGGGAGGGGGGCCCAAGCACUAUCCCUCUCAGAAAGAUGGGAUCUCAUUAAAAACCCACUGUGGGAGGCGGGUUAGGGAAGAGCAGUCUUAUUCUCACUUAUCACACAUCCAAAUGUUGUGGGCACAGCUGCCUGGUGAAAUAGCGGCCUGCUUGUCUGCUUUAUCCGUUUCUUAAGUCCCUACCUUGAAACUCUUGAAAUAUCACUAGCUCCUAUUUCUAAGGCUACAACUAAAGCAUUUUCCUAACAAAAUCCCUAAGAAAUAGUCGAUCCAAGUCUUAUUAACCCCAUUUUAUAGAGUAGGGAAAUGGGUCCAGAAAGGGAUCAGUGACUUGCUUGAAACUAUCACAUAAUAAGUAGCAGGCUAGGACUUGAAGAGAGAUCUCCUGAUUUUUUCCAUUGUGCCCUGCUGCCUCUCUAAAUUAUUUUUGUUUUGGUAGGUUGAUGCUCCUUGGGUCCACAGCCUUGCACUCUAGGUUUUUAUAAUCCUCCCUCAGUUUCUCUCAUCAAGUGCUUUCUCUGCUGUGGGCUAUUGGGUCCAGAUGACUUUUGACUUCUACUCCAGGAAGAGGCCGGCUGAAGAGAGAUAGCAGAUGAAUCCAGUGUUUGGGCUGGGGACAAGGCAGAUGGGCUAAGAGAGUGGUACAGGUUAUGGAAUAACUGCUGUGGCAGUGUCUUUCACAUGGAAGUACCAGUCUUCUAGACCAUAGUGAGCACCAUACCUAGGAGCUCUGCUAACAUUGGUGAGGCCCUUGUGUUCUUCUCAUCUAAAUUUCCAACAGUGGCUACAACUUGUGUUUGGAGAGGUUGAAUACCAUAACCAGUGACCUGGCAAGGACACUAUCACCCAACAACCCUUCCCUAUCCCCUGGUGUUCACAAAAGGAAGGAAUGGUCUCACCCUCCCAUCACUAGGUAUUCAGGUGAAGAUGUCCAUCUUGGAUUGCCACAGUCAUAUAUACCUGUUGGGCCCAAAGAACAUUUUCCCCUGCCUAGUAUGGUGAGCCAGUGAUUCUGGUGCCUGUGGCAUCUGGAGUCCUGUAUCUUGCCCCGCCUCACCCUCAUUCCGCUACAGAGUAUAUGAUUUAAGAAGGGAUCAAGAUGGAUCUAACAACCCUGGCUUCUCAAUGGCACCCUUUGUAUCUCCCAACCUCAUCAGUAUCCAAUCCAGUAGCUCAUACCAGGGAAUAUGCAUUCCUAUAAUAUUUAACCUUUUGGGGGGUGGGUAUAUGAUUUUGUAUUUUUUAAAUUAAUUUUAAUCUACAGGUUGUAUCCUAAUUUAAAAUUUUUAUUGGGACUCACAAAUAAGAAAAAUGUAUUUAAAAAAACAAACUUUGACCAAUGUCUUCCAAGCUUGAUCCAAGGACUUUGAUGUAUUUUAGAAACACAGCCUGGAGUUUUAAAGAAUAUGACAGCCCUGCAGCCCCAGCUUGUGUGUAUGAAAUGUAAAUCCUACUUGCUUUUUUUGGUUUCAAUUUCUGUUAUCCAGUUUUCUUUGGUUUUGAAGAUCAGAUAGUGAUCUCCCAGACAGAUUUAAGCCAAGAAUUUGUAACUGUAUGAUACUCACUGUAAGAUGUAGAACAUUCAAUAACUAUUAAAAUGUUUCCCAAAAAAAUGG
Dromiciops gliroides (monito del monte) is the source of this 10430-nucleotide messenger RNA. RefSeq names its product family with sequence similarity 168 member A (gene FAM168A). NCBI's taxonomy places the organism in Eukaryota, Metazoa, Chordata, Mammalia, Microbiotheria, Microbiotheriidae. Gene Ontology annotation, biological process: positive regulation of base-excision repair. Bases 258 to 992 code for a protein of 244 amino acids. The transcript is spliced from 9 exons. The record is from RefSeq and is a predicted model, not a curated record.